AUGACUAACGCCCUCACGAAUGUCACUGAACAGGGGCAGUGUGCGAGCAGCUGGGCGGUAGCAGCAGCGGACGCCAUUGCUUCCAUGUGGGCUAUCGUCACCAACGCGCCAUCCGCGCCGCAGCUCGACGCUUCUCGCCUCUGCACGUGCGCGUCGCCCGGCCAAACUGCGUGCUGCGACGGCGGAUGGACGGAGUGGGCGCUCUCGUACGCGCUAUACGGCAAGGGCGUGACGGGCGGCGACGGCAGCACAGCCGCAACGUGCGACGCUGUUGCGGCCGAUGCCGCGAAAGCCAAGAUUACGGGGUGGGAGCGCGUGCCGGCGUUCGACGUGGACGCGAUGAAGAAGGCCGUCAGCCAGCAGCCCAUCGUCGCGUUCCUCUCCGCCUCCAGCCCCGACUUCAAGGCCUACACGGGCGGGUUUUACAACGGGGCGUGCGACACGGACGUUGACCACGCCGUGCUGAUCGUGGGCUAUGGCGUUGACCCCGUCAACGGCGCGUACUGGCUCGUCAAGAACAGCUGGGGCGACGCGUGGGGCGAGCAGGGCUUCAUGAAGCUCGCCAUUAGGCCCGGCGCCGGGAAGUGCGGCAUCAACCAAAUCGCGCCCAUCUACCCAAUCUACUACCCCGACAGUCCCCCCGCCACCAACUUCCCCGUGGGUCCGCUCGCCGCGUCGGGGCAGGCCGCGCCGGAGCCGCCGUACUGGGAGGCGGGGUGGAAGCCCGCCGCCAACGCCGCCCCGUGCUCGUCGCCCAUCAACCCGUGCGGCGGCGGGAAAUGCGCCAAGAGCCGCAGCGGGUUUGCGCGCUGCACGUGCCCCGCGGGAUUCGUGGAGGUCCUGGACGCGCCGACGAGCAUUUGCGUGCCCACCAAGCGGUGCAGCGCGGGCGCGCUGGACCCCUGCGGCGCAGGCACGUGCGCGGACGUGAAGACGGGCGGAUACACGUGCCAGUGCGACGCGGGUUACAUGAUCGGAGCCACCGCAAGCGGCGCUACCACAUGCGUGCCCAUCGCUGCUGGUGGCGGGGCAUCUACCUACACCACGGUGUGGGGCGACACGUGUCAGAAGCUGAUGAACGUCUUUGGCCUGGACGAGUUCACUCUGAUGCAGCUCAACCCCUUCCUUGACUGCACCAACGACCUCCCGGCUGGUCUCAUCCUCGCCGUCUCAGACUCCACAGCGGACGCCACAGCAGGCUGUGCGGCCUCAUACAUAGUUUCAGCAGGGGAGACGUGCAGCAGCAUUGCCACCAGGCUGAAAAUCUCUGGGGCUGCUCUCAAGACUCUCAACCCCAUGGCAGACUGUGCACGCCUCUACCCUGGCCAGCAGCUUUGCGCCAAGGCUGCUGUCAUCACCCCUGCCGUGUCCGGGCCUGUGUGCGGGCUCACCUACCUGGCCACGGGGGGGGAUACUUGCAACAGCGUCAGGCAGACAUACGGCCUCUCACCCGCUCUCUUCACCUCGUUGAACCCUGCGCUGCGCUGCACUGCCCCGCUGCCAGUGGGGUUGUCUGUAUGCGUUUCUCCCAUGUCAAGCGCCAUCGCCGUUGGGUGCACGGUGCGUCACACGGUGCAGCUGGGGGACAGCUGUGUGGGCAUCGCUGCUGCUGCCAACAUCUCCUCCACAGCCUUCCUUGCCCUCAACCCCGGAAUCAGGUGCGAGCCACAGCAGCUGCAGAUAGGCCAGCCGGUGUGCAUCGACUCGCCUGCACUGGAUACCAUCAAUGCAGCGCUGCCCAAGGCGGUGAGGAUGCUGCCAUACGUGGUGGUGCAGAACGACACUCUGGCCAGCAUCGCAGUCUCCUUCUUCCCGCGCUGCGGCACCACUGCGGGCGAGCCGGCCAUCUGCGAGGCUAACGGGCUCGUGCCGUGUGACAACAGUGCGCUCAAGCUCGGGCUGGCCCUUGUCGUACCCUGCACUCCCAGGGAGAGCAACUGCGGCUGCCCCGCCAGCAUCAUGGUCUGUGGAGCGGACUACAGCACCUACCCGUCCUACUGCGAGGCCCUCUGUAACAGCGCUGUGCCCGUCACGCCUGGUCCCUGCACGCCGUGCCAGCAGGCCUGUUACAAGCGGUCAGGCCUGAAAGCCGAUCCUAGCUUCCAGGCUGGGUGCACUGUGGAUCUCAAUUCCACCUUCUGCUCCUACCCCACGUGGCCUCCUCCUGACUGGAACCUCGUGGCUGAGAAUCCUUGUGCUUUUGAGGACACCUCGUGUGAUAAUGUCUGUGGUGACACGGCUUCCAUGCUGGCCAAUCCGGUCACGGAUGCUGGGCAGUGGGGCGUGUUCAAGGCGCAGUGCAAGGGCCAGUGCAUGUGCUCGCCGCGCGUGCCAUGUGGUGGCGACCAGUGCUUGGACUCCUGA
This is a messenger RNA of Closterium sp. Yama58-4, 2364 nucleotides long. The record is from the annotation of a GenBank genome assembly. NCBI's taxonomy places the organism in Eukaryota, Viridiplantae, Streptophyta, Zygnematophyceae, Desmidiales, Closteriaceae.